Cuculus canorus (common cuckoo) is the source of this 1078-nucleotide messenger RNA. RefSeq names its product guided entry of tail-anchored proteins factor 3, ATPase (gene GET3). Gene Ontology annotation, cellular component: GET complex. The record is from RefSeq and is a predicted model, not a curated record. The transcript has 7 exons. The coding region runs from base 6 to 1052 and encodes 348 amino acids. Gene Ontology annotation, molecular function: ATP binding; ATP hydrolysis activity. Lineage: Eukaryota; Metazoa; Chordata; Aves; Cuculiformes; Cuculidae. Gene Ontology annotation, biological process: post-translational protein targeting to endoplasmic reticulum membrane.
GGAAGAUGGCGGCGGCGGGUGGCGGGUGGGCGGCUGAGGCGGAGGAGUUCGAGGACGCUCCGGACGUGGAGCCGCUGGAGCCGACGCUGGGAAACGUCUUGGAGCAGCGAAGCCUCAAGUGGAUCUUCGUGGGGGGAAAGGGCGGCGUGGGCAAAACCACCUGCAGUUGCAGCCUGGCGGUGCAGUUGGCGCGAGUGCGCGAGAGCGUUCUCAUCAUCUCCACCGAUCCGGCGCACAACAUCUCCGACGCCUUCGACCAGAAGUUCUCCAAAGUGCCCACUAAGGUCCAGGGCUACGACAACCUCUUCGCCAUGGAGAUCGACCCCAGCCUCGGGGUGGCGGAGCUGCCGGAUGAAUUCUUCGAGGAGGAUACGGUGCUGAGUAUGGGGAAGAAGAUGAUGCAGGAGGCCAUGAGCGCCUUCCCGGGCAUCGACGAGGCCAUGAGCUACGCCGAAGUCAUGAGGUUGGUGAAGGGGAUGAACUUCUCGGUGGUGGUGUUCGACACGGCGCCCACGGGGCACACGCUGCGGCUGCUCAACUUCCCCACCAUCGUGGAGCGCGGGCUGGGGCGGCUCAUGCAGAUCAAGAACCAGAUCAGCCCCUUCAUCUCCCAGAUGUGCACCAUGUUGGGGUUGGGGGAUAUGAACGCUGAUCAAUUGGCGUCGAAACUGGAGGAGACGCUGCCCGUGAUCCGCUCCGUCAGCGAACAGUUCAAGGACCCGGAGCAGACGACGUUCAUCUGCGUGUGCAUCGCCGAGUUCCUUUCGCUCUACGAGACGGAACGGCUCAUCCAGGAACUCGCCAAGUGCCGCAUCGACACCCACAACAUCGUGGUUAACCAACUCGUCUUCCCCGAGCCGCUCCGGCCGUGCCGCAUGUGCGAGGCGCGGCACAAGAUCCAGGCCAAGUACCUCGACCAGAUGGAGGAUCUGUACGAGGAUUUCCACAUCGUGAAACUGCCGCUGUUGCCCCACGAGGUUCGGGGGACGGACAGAGUCAACGCCUUCUCCUCACUCCUCUUGGAGCCCUACACCCCCCCCAGCCCCAAAUAACCCCCCCGGGCCCCCCCGGGGCUGGG